AUGGCCACCAGCCACACGCGCUGGGCGGUGGUCAUGAGCCGCAACGCGGGGUUCGUAGACCAGUGCAUCGAGCUGGACUUCCAGUACCCCUCAGAGGGCAUCCACCGCCGCUGGGACGCCGGCUUCCGCAUCACCGCCUGCGCCGCCACGCCCGACCAGUCCGCCUUCGCGCUGUCCGUCCCGCGGCGCCGCCCGAUGGACGAGACGCAGGAGACGCUGCGCACCUCGGCGUUCCCCAGCAGCCACGUGAAGGAGAAGUGGGCCAAGAACCUGUACAUCGCCGGGAUAGCCUACGGCCGCACGGUCAGCUGA
Molecule: messenger RNA, 312 nt
Organism: Monoraphidium neglectum
Lineage: Eukaryota; Viridiplantae; Chlorophyta; Chlorophyceae; Sphaeropleales; Selenastraceae
Exons: 2
Coding region: 1-312 (103 amino acids)
Source: RefSeq, a predicted model, not a curated record